Messenger RNA from Ixodes scapularis (black-legged tick), 846 nucleotides. RefSeq lists its product as uncharacterized. NCBI's taxonomy places the organism in Eukaryota, Metazoa, Arthropoda, Arachnida, Ixodida, Ixodidae. The record is from RefSeq and is a predicted model, not a curated record. The coding region runs from base 56 to 634 and encodes 192 amino acids. The transcript is spliced from 5 exons.
CCCUCUAGCGGCGGCAACACUGUGGCAGCAACACCACGAUGCACCUGUAACCCCUAUGAACAUGUCUCACCCUGGCACUGGACGGGUAAACACAGAUGCACGAGUGCCUGUGUUUAUGGAAAGGAUCCUGUUGGCACUGAAUUCCAUCAAGGUGACACAGCAGACCCACUCCAAGUACUUUAGCUUACUGCUCAGAAACACCGAAGAUGCCCCACUUGAUCCAGAGGGCCUGCCGGACUUGCCUUUUUCUACAGAACAGGACUUUGUGCACUUCGACAAAGAGCUGGAGGUCGACAAGAGAGCAAGACUUCGUAUGAGACAACAUAUGUUAGUUCAAGGAGGUGAUACACCUAAAGAACGGACCACCCGAAUUUUGAGAAGUAUACUAUCUUCAAGUGUCGCAGCCGAGUACAGCUGGUGUGGCGCCAAGGGAAAACACAAGUUUUCUGAUCUCAACAUCUGCAAGCUCCUGUGUAGCACCCUCACCUACCGUCAAAACUUGGAAGAAGCCAAGGCAACUAAGAAGGACAUAGAAAAAGCAGGCAUGUCGUGGCUCCGUCAUGCUGCUGAGCGGGCAGCGGCAGAAAAAAAGUCCAUGGGAAGGAAGGACGGCACACCAUUUACACUAGACUAAGAAAUCACUUCAACAGGGCAGCCCUUUGAAAGGAACUAUGCAAGUCUGUUUCUUAACGUUUUGCACUACAAUUUGCAACAGCGGUGCCCGCAGGGAGUGUGGUAAUGUAUCUGGAGAGCUACAUUUUCAAAGAAACAACUUAAUUGAGUAAAAGUUUAAAAGUCUGAAUGCUUUUCUCUACAUAUGGUGUUUGUUUGCUUAUGGCACACAUC